UCUUCCUAAUAUGAUCCUCGCGCUAUUCUCCAUGGGGCUCUAAGAAAUCUCAUUCGCGUAGUAAUCCCAAAAGUAAAGCGUAGCAGAUUCAGAUUCCAUUAUAAGUUCUUGAUUUCAGUUUGGUCCUUGACAGUUCGUGUAUAUAUAAUUUCAGAACUGUCUCUGUAAACUUCUCCGAUGUACCAAGUGGCUAUGAUGGCUGGAGUAAGGUUUUCCACUUUAAGAUCGCUGCAUAACCCAGUCAAUCCUUUUUCGAAAAGGCACUCAUUUCAGUCAUACAACUCUGAUAUGAAACUGGUGAACUAUGAUAAUCAGAUUUAUAUCAGACCAUUGCAUGCUUUUGUGAAUCGCAAUUACCACUCAAAAGAAUCAGAGUCUCCUGAAACUUUUACAGUUAUCCGUUCUAGAGCACUAGGUUCCCAGUCUCUUCCUUAUACUCGAUGUUACAACAACAAACCCAUAGCUGCAUUUUCACCUACCCUGUCGAAUUUGCACUACCGAAGUAAUAGUCCUCUUAUUUUGAUCAGCCCCUUCUCAAAUCAACGGUCAUAUUCAUCAUCUUUUGGUGGCAAAGCUGAUAAAGCUGGGGAUCCAGGAGUUCCAGCUGCUACUGGUGCAAGCGGAGUAGACACUAGUGACAGUGGUGUUCCUGGAAGUGAAUAUGUUAAUACAGUUAAGGAUGUUUGGCAGAGUAUAGUGGAUAUGACAACUUAUAUUGGGCAAAAGGCUAAAGAAGUUUCUGAUGAACUGACCCCCUAUGUUCAUCAGUUGCUUGAUUCUCAUCCCCAAGUGAAAAAUGUUGUUAUUCCAGUUGGUAGUACUUUGGCUGGUACUAUAUUGGCUUGGGUGGUUAUGCCUAGGCUUUUGAGGAGAUUUCACAAAUAUGCCACACAAGGUCCUGCUGCUUUACUAUCUGGAAGGCUGCCUGGGGAGCAAAUUUCAUAUGAGAAAAGUAUUUGGGGUGCUUUGGAAGAUCCAGUGCGAUAUCUAAUUACCUUCAUGGCUUUUUCACAGAUUGCUGUGAUGGUUGCACCAACCACUAUAGCAUCGCAGUACCUUGCACAGGCAUGGAGGGGUGCAGUUAUUCUUUCGUUUGUAUGGUUUUUACAACGGUGGAAAACGAAUAUGUUUGCUCGUGCACUGAUGGGUCAUUGGUUAGUGGGGCUUGAUAGGGAUGUGCUACUCACUUUAGACAAACUUUCAUCUGUUGGUCUAUUCACGAUUGGUUUAAUGGCUUUAGCUGAGGCAUGUGGGGUUGCUGUGCAAUCUGUUCUGACUGUUGGUGGAAUCGGAGGUGUUGCUACUGCUUUUGCUGCCAAAGACAUCCUUGGGAAUGUACUCAGCGGGUUAUCUCUGCAGUUUUCAAGGCCAUUUUCACUAGGAGAUACAAUAAAAGCUGGUAAUGUAGAAGGUCAAGUGGUGGAUAUGGGACUUACUAGCACAUCGCUAUUGAAUGCUGAGAAGUUUCCAGUCAUUGUUCCAAAUUCACUGUUUUCCAGUCAGGUGAUUGUGAACAAGUCACGUGCCCAAUGGCGUGCCAUGGUGACCAAAAUCCCCGUGCAAGUUGAUGAUUUGAACAAGAUUCCCCUUAUCUCAAACGAUAUAAAGAGUAUGCUAAGAUCAAACCCAAGAGUCUUCCUGGGAAAGGAGGUCCCUUACUGUUUCCUCUCUCGAAUAGAAAGUUCUUAUGCUGAAUUAACUCUUGGAUGUAAUCUCACACAUAUGAGCAAAGAUGAGUUAUACUCCACAGAAGAAGAUAUUCUGCUGCGAUCAGCCCAGAUAAUUAAGAAGCAUGGUGCUACAUUGGGCAGCUCCUCGCAAGAUAUGACCCGUGGGUGAUAUGGCAAAUGAAAAUAAUUAUGUGGUGGUUGGACGGUUAACUUGUCUGCAUCUGCUACAUUUACCUGACAAACAUGAAUUCAAAAGAUCUGAAAAUAUGAGUCGUGAAUCGUGAUGUAUAGUUUUUUUUUUUCUUCCCUUUUUUUAUAUUGAGUGUCAUGAUUGAAUGCCUUUUGUGUUUAGUAUAGCGCUGUUCGUUUAAAAUGAAUUUUGAAAAGUGGAUGACAUUCUAUCGAUGUGAUGCAUUACUGGCUCAAAGCUCACAAAAUUGGAUACUUGGACUUUGUCA
This is a messenger RNA of Corylus avellana, 2128 nucleotides long. RefSeq names its product Mechanosensitive ion channel protein. Gene Ontology annotation, biological process: transmembrane transport. The record is from RefSeq and is a predicted model, not a curated record. NCBI's taxonomy places the organism in Eukaryota, Viridiplantae, Streptophyta, Magnoliopsida, Fagales, Betulaceae. Gene Ontology annotation, cellular component: membrane.